AGUCGAAACGCGUCGAGCAACAGGUGUGAUUUCUAAACUUGUUAUUUUUCCCACCGCACUUGUGAACCCUCUGCGAUUGGCGCCCUAAGCCAUAGCCAUAGACUUUAGCCAUCGUGUGUGGAGAAGACACUAGACUUUCACUACGGGUCAAUUUCGAGGCCCGAGAUCCCAAGCUCCGCUCGCUUUAAUUAAUGCGCUUCGCACGCGUUGUUGUCGUCGUUGUUUUAGCUUCAGUUUAGUAGUUGUCUUGGCCAUAUAGAAGCGCUGCGAACGGGUUGAUCGAGCCGUGUUUACGAUUUCUGCUGCUGCUUUUGCUGCUGCUGCUGCUCGGGCUGUGUUCGAAUUUGGUGAAAUCAAUGCGUAGAAAGUGAAUCGAGGCUUACGCAAAGUUGGGGGAAAAGUGAAAAGCCGCGGAAAACUCGGUUCACCAAAAAAAAAAUAAAAAUCAGACCCCUUUGAAUACCAAAAGAGAUUGCGUUUGCCACUUGCCACGGUUCGGCAUCGUAGAUUGCGUGCUUUUCCUGGCCAAGAUUAAGAGGAGCUGCUGCUGCUGUCGGCAAUCAGCUAUCAGCUGACCGGAGGUGGAACGAGAGAGCUGGAGCCAAACACCUGGGCGACCGGCGGCGCCCACCUGCCGUCUUAGAUGCGUCUAAUCCAAACGGCAACCGGCGGUGCUGCUGCGACCGUUCUGCAGUCCCAGUUCCACUCUCAGUCCCAAUACAACUACACCAAUAUGCGUGAAGACGAUAUCGAGCUGGCCAUCAAAGUGGUCAUUGUGGGAAACGGCGGCGUGGGAAAAUCCUCAAUGAUCCAGCGCUACUGCAAGGGCAUUUUCACCAAGGACUACAAGAAGACGAUCGGCGUGGACUUCCUGGAGCGCCAGAUCGAGAUCGACGGCGAGGAUGUCCGCAUUAUGCUGUGGGACACGGCCGGACAGGAGGAGUUCGACUGCAUCACAAAGGCCUACUAUCGCGGAGCUCAGGCCUCUGUCCUCGUCUUCUCGACAACGGAUCGCGCCUCCUUCGAGGCCAUCAAGGACUGGAAACGCAAGGUGGAGAACGAAUGCAACGAAAUACCCACGGUCAUUGUCCAGAACAAGAUCGAUCUGAUCGAGCAGGCGGUGGUCACCGCCGACGAGGUGGAAACGCUGGCCAAGAUGCUAAACUGCCGCCUCAUACGCACCUCCGUGAAGGAGGACAUCAACGUGGCGUCCGUGUUCCGCUACCUGGCCACCAAGUGCCAUCAGCUGAUGACCCAGGGAUACGACCAGGCCGCCGGCAACCAGCAGAACUCCAGCCAUCCGCCCUACAGCAGCACACCCACAAUCAGCGCCUUCAGUCCGACCUUCACCAAGUCCAGUAGCGGCACCAUCGUCCUCCGGCCGGCCAAAAAGGGCAGUGGCUCCAGCGUGGCACGGAAGCGCAAACUAGUGCUGAAAAAAUGCGGCAUUUUGUGAAGAGUAGCGGUGGUUAGAGACUGGAUGGACGCGGUGGCUGUGGGCUUUGGGCAAUUAAUAACUGGAGCAUAUUUAACGCUUAAUUAUUUUGGAGCCUAAUGAAGUCGUAGCCGGGUGGGCAGCCAACCGUUGGAUGCAACCACAGCCACCACAACGGCCAUCCACUAGUCGUGCCCAGACUCCGCGUGAUGUGGCUCAGACAUGCUCGCUUACCAGCACCAGGGAGAUAAUCGGAGGAAGUAGCAGCGAAGUAGAUCUUUGAAAGAAGCCGCAAAUAUUAAAUACCCUUGCAGAAGAUUCUAGAUACUAUAAAUAUUAAAAUACUCAAAAAUAUAUAGAGAUAUGGCAGUUCUUAAAACAUACUCAUGCUGAUGAGAUUCCAGUACUCAAACCUUAGUCACGAUAGCCUUUAUAGUAUAAACCUUAAAGAAAGAAUAAUACCCGAUACUGCAAGGGUAUUCGAGUUCUCAAAAACCAUAGACAAUAUGCAGAAGCACUAUGUAGCUGCAGCUACAAAAAAUGAAAUUGCCCUAAUUAGUUUUAGAUACGAAGUGAAAUCUGUAUGUAUUAUGCCCACUUUUCUAUAACGGAGACUGAUGCAGCUUGCUUCUAAUAUCGGAUAUGUAUAUAAAUAUGUUGUCAUGGAUAUAUAAGCAUGCCUAACCAAGCACCAUUAAAAGGCUAACCAUCACGCUAACCCAUCCAUGUCCAUGGUGUCCAUGUGAAAUCCCUUUGCCAAUCUUUCUUGGCCCAAUGUGCAAUUAAUUAUUCGGCUUAUGUAAUUAUUAACUAAUUGCAAGUCAUGACAAAGGGCGAUUUGGCUCGAUAGUUCACACUCUAUGCUAUCAUACUGAUCAUAAUCAUUUUUGUAAGCCGACUAAACUAAUAAAUAAGCCUAAGUCUAUUGAUAUAUUUUAUUUAUAAUUACAAUGUCUCAUUUAUAUACUCCC
This is a messenger RNA of Drosophila bipectinata, 2406 nucleotides long. RefSeq names its product RAS oncogene family member Rab23 (gene Rab23). Gene Ontology annotation, molecular function: GTPase activity; GTP binding. Gene Ontology annotation, biological process: vesicle-mediated transport. The record is from RefSeq and is a predicted model, not a curated record. Lineage: Eukaryota; Metazoa; Arthropoda; Insecta; Diptera; Drosophilidae.